Durio zibethinus is the source of this 1477-nucleotide messenger RNA. Its product is annotated as RNA-binding (RRM/RBD/RNP motifs) family protein. Gene Ontology annotation, molecular function: RNA binding. NCBI's taxonomy places the organism in Eukaryota, Viridiplantae, Streptophyta, Magnoliopsida, Malvales, Malvaceae. The record is from RefSeq and is a predicted model, not a curated record.
AAUAUUUUCUCCCUGAGGCUAUGCCGCUUAGGGUUGACAACACCUUUAAAUUCUUUCCAAAGCGUACCCCACCCUCGCUCAGUUGUUCUCUUUCAAAUACAGGCGCCGCACAAGCCGCUACUCAAGGGUGGGGCUGAACUGAAGGGUUUUGAUUAUAUUAAAACUGAUUCGAAAGUCGAUGGGGGCGAAGGCGAGGAAAGCGUCGAAGAAAAUAAUAAAGAAGGCUUCUUCUCAGUUUUCACCCUCUGAUUCUAAAACAGCAUCUGUUGAUUUCCUGCCAUUGGAAGGCGGUCCGUCGCGUGAGCUUCCAGAAACGAAACCCCAACUAAACAAUGCUACUGUCUUAUAUAUUGGUCGAAUUCCGCAUGGCUUUUAUGAGAAAGAAAUGGAAGCUUAUUUUCAGCAGUUUGGUGCCAUUAAGAGAUUACGGAUUGCUCGAAAUAAAAAGGUUUUAAGCAAUUGUACAGGAAAAUCAAAGCACUUUGGUUUCAUUGAAUUCGAGAAUCCUCAGGUGGCUGAAGUUGUAGCUGAUUGUAUGCAUAAUUAUCUGUUGUUUGAGCAUCUUUUGCAAGUCCAUCUUAUUCCUCCAGAGCAUGUUCAUCCAAAAUUAUGGAGAGGUUUUAAUUAUAAAUACAAGCCAGUGAACCAUGUGCAAAUCCAACGAAAGCAUCAGAAUAAGGUGAGAACAUUGGAAGAGCAUAAAAAAUUGGUGGAGAAGAUCAUAAAACGAGAUAAUAAGCGUCGAAAGAAGAUAGAGGCUGCUGGCAUUGAUUAUGAAUGCCCAGAAAUUGUGGGUAGCAUUCAGCCCGCUCCAAAGAAGAUAAAGUUUGAUGAAGAUUAGGCACUGCUAAGCUUUCAUACCAAUGCUUUUUCACAUGUGGAACUAUGAAGUUAAUGGCUUCCACAAUUGCUGUCUUGAGAAGCUUAAAAUUUUAAAGUUUAAUGUGGUAUUUUAGCUGUUGACAAGUUUUAUACUUUAAGUUCUGCUGCAAGUAGGAAAUUUUGCGUUUGUUAUUGUUGGUCCUGUCUUGUUAAUUGGUGAGCCAGCUACACUUCCUAAUAUUAGCCUGUUUCCUAACAUUGAAAAGCUCUCUGAUGAGCAAGUGACUUGUAUUCAUCACUAUAUUCUUACUGGGAGACUUUGUUUGGUGAGAAUGGAAAGGAGUUAAAGAUGGAAUAUAACUUUUUAUCUUUUUUAACUAGCAAAAUCAUAGAGCAAAUUAUUGACAUUUAGAUGUGGCAAACGGAUGGUUUUGGGUAUUUCGAGAUCAAAUUAUGUUAGGUUCCAUUAUUUUUUGGGUUGGAUUCAGACCAGUUAGGUCAAUUUCCUUUUUUAAUUUUAUGAAAUAUAGUUUAGAGUUCAAAUUAUGUCAAAUUUAAUUAUUUUGGGUUUAGUGGUUAGGUUAGUUAGGUCCAUUUUGUUUUUUUUUUUAUUUUAUGAAGUAUAUCACUAUUUCAGCAUGCUUUCUGAAUCUGA